CUCGAGAAGCGCCUCUGAUGCGCAUGUGCCGGAGUACAGAUGCUCGUUCCAUUAACAAUGAAGGAUCAUGGAGUAACCUUGAAUUAUUAGUGUUACUAUCCGAGCCUGAUAAAGAGGUAUUAGAAAUAUCAGAUAACAGUGGUGACUGUCAGCCUGAAAACGAAUGUGUAGAUUUUGAAAAGAAUUCUCUACCAGCAUACCCUCUUUGCUCAAAAGGAAACGAACCUGGAGGCGCUCAUACGUGCACGGUAUGUGGAAAGCCUGUCCAUGCAUUGGAUUUCUGUUCAGUGCCUGUUGAUGGUGAAAAUGAGGGCUAUGGUCAGAAGCGUUUGUGCUUGCAAUGCCAUACUCAAGAAAAUGUGAAUGACAUUAUCGCCUCACAAGAUUUUGAAGAUUGGGGUGGUCAAAUUUCAGCUGCACAAAAACCAAAUAAGCCGAAAGGUACAUAUCUGAAAAAUAGUUAUGCACAGAAUGCACUUCUGUUGCAUUCAAAAUUUAUAGACGUACCCAUUAUAAAGAAUGGCGGAGAUGUGCAGCUGAAAGGCGUAAAAAAUAAGCAGGUGGUGAUAACGUUGCAAAACACGUGCAGUUUUGAUAGCUUUUUCCAACUGUUCUUGUGCGCAUCAUUUGAUUAUAAAAAAUUCGCUGAUGAACUUGCCAGUCAUCAAUGCAAUAAUUUCUUUAAAAUGGUGAUGUACGUGAACAAGAAAGGCAUCAACAAAUCAACAUAUAAGCAAAGGUGCAAUAUUCUAUGUGAAAUAUUGGAAAAGACUGAACCAAAAUUAGGCUGUUCGUCACUGUUGUGCAAUACAACAAUUGGGCAUAUUAGUCGCCAAAUUUUAAAGAAUUACAACCCCACGUUUAUAGAGCGAAAUAUAUGUGAUCAAAUUUGCACCAAUAAGCAACGCACAUUCGCGGUACUACACUGAGAAAAAGGUUUCUUUAUGCCAAUUAAAUAUAUUUGGUUGACACUUUUGUAAAAUAUUUAUUUCAAGCAAACGAAUUAUAUUUAAUAUAAAUGAACGUUUUGUUGGUAUUGCUAAUUUACUUUAUCAUUCAUAUUUGUGUCAACUCGGCGAUAUAGUUGACAUGAUUUAUUUCAUACAAAUGUGUGAGAUGUUGGAUCAAAUAAAGUUCGUUCUUUUGAGUGAAACGAAUGCGAUUUGUUGAGUCAACUCUAUAUUUCUUAAUAGAUAAGAAAUCUUGUUUUGUUUCGUGCUCGGUUCCGUGAGUCUCGCGCGUAAUCCUGCCAGUGCACGGCGCGCGCCUCGAUCUGCUUUUCCCGCCGGUUUCGCAGAGUACGCAUGGCGUCAUAAUCUACCGAAUUUCGCGAGUGCCGUGAGAUCGUGAUUGAGAAUAUUUGUGAAGUUGAAGGUAACCCUCCGUCGUCGAGGUCGAGGAGUCGCGUAGCGGGUGUGUAUGUGUGUGCACGUGUGUCGCGCGGAUUCGCACGCCAGGACGAUCGAUAAGCCGUCCGUCGUCAGGAUCGCGUCUUCCGGGGAACAAGACGCGGAUCGUCGGGAAGCCCGGCACGUGCCGGCACCGUUCCCUCGAGCCUAUACAAGCCGGCGAAAACCUAACCUGCAAAGGCAACUGACGCUUCGAGCCUAAUGAUGGAAGAUUUUUUGUGCGAUCUAUUGUCACCGUCCAAA
This is a messenger RNA of Solenopsis invicta (red fire ant), 1652 nucleotides long. RefSeq lists its product as uncharacterized. The coding region runs from base 18 to 929 and encodes 303 amino acids. The transcript is spliced from 3 exons. NCBI's taxonomy places the organism in Eukaryota, Metazoa, Arthropoda, Insecta, Hymenoptera, Formicidae. The record is from RefSeq and is a predicted model, not a curated record.